AUGUUGUUGUCACGGGGGCUGCUAGCCUCUACACUCCUUCUCGCCGUCAAGGCACAAGAUGGUAUCGACCAAGCCGCAGUCAACAUUGCUACAGGAUUUGCGGAGACUCUCAUUCAACAUGCUUAUACUACUCUCAACAGAGAUUCAGGAGGUUCUGGUGAUGCUGGAAGCGGUGGAAAUCAGGGCCAAGCUUUCGACGCGAGUUUACUAGACAAGCAACAGAAUGCAGCCGACAACGAUGCCACCGUCACUCAGAUCAUACAGGGCCAAAUUACUAUCGAGACAUACACUCGCCCCGGAGGAGUACUAUUCCCCGUGACACUCCUUCCACACCCAAGAAUUACGCUUGCUCCGACCCGUAAUGACCCUUAUGAAAGGAUUAUUCAGGCUUAUACUGGAGGUAACGAUGCCACUACGAACCAGGAAAUCACAAUCGCCGAGCCCUCGGGAACAAACCCGGGUACUAUUCUUGUCGACGUUCCUGGUACUGCUUAUUCUUCUUUCUCAUCGGGCCAGGCCGGCGCGUUGACAAUCCCUCCUUCAAACGACAACCCGACAGCCACGAUUAUUUCGGCGUUGCCUAGUGGUGUUGCCAUUACUGGCGAGGCUACAAGGACAAUUCCGGCGGCUGGAAAUGCCCCAGCGACUGUUGUUAUCCAGACUCCUUGGGCAGACGUGCCACCAAGCACUCCUGGCGUUGGAGGUGCUGGCGCUGGCGGUGCCGUUGGCGGCAACGCUGGAGGCAGUACAUCCAAUGUUUUGGUGAUUCAAACAUAUACCGGAACUGAGUACAUCACCCAGGCUCGAGUUUCCACCAUCGUUGGUUCUGGGGGCGAUCAGGGGACAGUAGUUGUCCAGGUCCCUCAAGGUAACCAGAAUCCCGGUGGUGCUGUCACGAUUCCUCCAAGUGACGGUGGUCAUUUCACCACGAUUCUCAGGCAAUACACAGGAGCUUCAGCUAUUUCAACUCCCGUCACAAUCCUUGUUCCAACCUCGGCAGGCCAGGAUGGAACAAUCAUCAUUGAGACGCCUGGACCUUCGAGCACAUCUGGCACCGGUGGAGACAGUGAUCUUCCUGAAAACCAACCUCAGGUUAUCCCCCCCAGUGGCGAUAACCCUUAUUCUACGAUCUUGAGGCCCCACGCUGGUUCCGAUCAGAUUACUGAGCCUGUUACGUAUACUGUGCCUCCAUCUGGUACCAAUCCAGGAACGAUUAUAAUCGAGACCCCAGCUGUGCGCGCUGGUCAGCAGGUCAUCACGCUUCCAUCCGAUCCUAACAGUGGUUAUAUCACCAUUGUUAGGCAGCCAAACAUUGCGAUCACUGCACCCAAUACGAUCACAAUCGCACCCUCCGGCGGUCAGCCAGGGACUAUUAUUAUCGAGACUCCUGCCCCUCAACCCGGCGAUGUCGAGAUCACAAUUCCUCCUGGCCAAGAUGGUUCUUUUGUGACCAUUAUCCAAGGUCCUACAGGAUCCAAUGCCGUCUCAGUCCCUAACACGAUCACAAUCACUGGGGCUCCUGGCCAACCUGGAACAAUCAUCAUCCAGACUCCAGUGCCGACUGGAGGUGGACAGAUCACUCGAGGUCCUGGUGAUCCUUUCACCAUUCCUGCUGGAUCGGGUCGAUAUGUCACCAUUUUCCGACCUCAUAGUGGUGAUCCAAUUUCGGUUCCGAUCACGCUCACCCAGCCAGGUACGAAUGGUCAACCAGGCACUAUCAUUAUUGAGACGCCUGAUCCGACCACGUCUGCACCAGGAAGUGGGCCUAUUACCAUUCCUGCUGGAGGUAACAGCCCUUAUGUGACUAUCUAUAGGCCACAUAGUGGAAGCCCUAUCAGCGCACCAGUCACGAUCACCGUCCAACCCAGUGGUACCCAACCGGGGACUAUUAUCGUUGAGACACCAAUACCAACGCUGGAGACCCCCAAGGGCCAGAAUGCGGUGACUUCCCCUGCUGCGGGCGGCCAACCGAUCACCAUCCCUCCCAGCAAGAACAACCCGUAUGUCACCAUUUACCGUCCUCAUACGGGUGACCCCAUUACCGUCCCCAUCACCAUCACGCAGUCUCCCUCAAACGGACAGCCUGGAACCAUCAUCAUUGAGACUCCAGCUCCGCCAGCUGACACCGUCACUGAGACUGAACCUCGUGCGACUGUGACCGUUCAACCUGAUACCCCCGGUGGAUAUACAACCAUUUAUCGACCGCAUACGGGCGAUCCAAUCUCUGAGCCUAUCACUGUCACAACCAUUAGUGGUUCGAACGGCCAGCCAGGAACCGUUAUCAUUGAGACUCAAGGCCCCUUCACUGUCACUGCCACUGGCCCUGGCGGUACCGCCACUAUCUACACUCCUGGAUCAGAUGUUAGUACCACAGUUACGAAGACCGUCACCUUGACAGUUUCAGGAGGUCAACAAUCUACUGCUAUUGUUAUUGAGACUCCACCUCCAGUAAAGGUUCAACCCACAACUGCAAUGGUUACGGUGACUGGCCCUGAUGGAUAUGUCACCGUUACUGAACAGUACACCGGGACGAGUGUUAUUACGGCCAUCUUUACUACCACAAUCAUUGGAUCUGGCACAAAUCCUGGAACGGUUUAUAUAGAGACACCGCCACCAAUCAAGUUCGCUCCCACUUCAACGGUUUCUGGCACCGACAAUUAUAUCACUGUCUAUGAACCGUUCCCCGGCCCAGGCAUGAUUACGGCACCCAUUACCGUUACGCAGGCUACUCCUUCCGGUGGGCAGCCGGGUACAGUGAUUAUCCAGACCCCUGUUGCGGACACCCCUGCCACUACACCCCUGCCAGAUCCUACUACUACACAGGGACCUGAUGGUUAUGUCACUGUGUAUCUUGCGUUCCCUGGCCCUGGUGUCAUUACCACGUCCUAUACCAGAACACAGGCCCCUUCAGGUGGAAACCCUGGAACUGUAUUCAUUACAACGCCAGCCCCUCUACCUGCUACAACUUCUGAGGCAAAUCUUCCUAGUACUACCUCUGGAACAGAUGGUUACGUGACAGUUUUUAUCCCAUAUCCGGGACCGGGCGAGAUCACUGCGCCCAUCACCAGGACUCAGCCACCUGCAAAUGGCCAACCUGGUACUGUCUUCAUUACCACACCUGUCCCUGCGUUCACUACACCGAAGCAGAUGAAUGGGUUAACUUCCACGUCUCAAGGAACAGAUGGUUAUGUCACAGUUUUUGUUCCUUACCCAGGACCAGGCGAGAUAACUGCACCCAUUACAAGCACUCAGCCACCUGCCAACGGCCAGCCUGGUACUGUUUGGAUCACUACACCUGUCCCUGCAUUCACUACGCCAAAGCAGAUGAAUGGGUUGACUUCCACUUCCCAAGGAACAGACGGCUAUGUGACAGUAUUCCUGCCCUUCCCUGGGCCAGGUGUAAUUACUGCUCCUAUCACAAGUACCCAGCCCCCUGCUAACGGCCAGCCCGGGACCAUUUUCAUCACAACGCCAGCACCGCUGUCCACUGAUCAGCAGAAUGUGGCAACCACUGCACCUGGUGAUGAUCAAUAUGUUACCGUUUUCCUGCCCUUCCCGGGUCCUGGUGUUAUCACUGCACCUAUUACCCGCACUCAGGCACCGUCUGGUGGCAACCCAGGAACUGUGUUUAUCACGACGCCGGCUCCUGAGACUACGACCCAGCCUGAGACUUCUGCCCUCACUACGGAUAACUAUAUCACCAUUUACACCCCUUUCCCAGGACCAGGUGUAAUUACAGCUCCUAUUACUAUUACCAAACCGCCAUCCAAUGGCCAGCCCGGAACAGUUCUUAUUGAGACUCCUGUUCCAUUGAGCUCUAGUGCCGAUACAUACGUGACGGUCUACAGGCCCUAUCCGGGUCCUGGAACGAUCACUGCACCAAUUACCCUGACUCAGGCUCCUUCCAACGGCCAGCCCGGUACGGUGUUCAUCGAGACUCAGCCGACAGAAACGCUGACUCCAACAACGCAAACUACUGAUGGUUCCACUCCUCCCAUUACCAUUCCUCCUGAUCCGACUGGUUCUUAUGUGACAAUCUACCGACCGUAUCCCGGCCCUGGCCAGAUUACAUCUCCCAUCACAUACACUCAAUCCCCUGUUUCUGGCCAGCCUGGUACUAUCAUCAUCGAAACUCCCAACCCUGAUGCCAAUACUGCUACCCAGACAGGCCCAGUUACUGUUCCUACUGGAAGUAACAACCCAUAUAUCACAGUAUAUAAGCCCUAUCCUGGCCCCGGCAACAUUGAUCAGCCUAUCACCAUUACUGCUGCGACUCCCACGGGUGACCAGCCAGGCACGAUCAUCAUUGAGACACCUACACUAGAGGUCAAUACCAAGUUUGCUCCGUCGCCAAUUUCUUCGCCACCAGUUACCAUUCCGGCUGAUAACAACAACUAUGUCACCGUCUAUAGGCCACACACUGGAUCCUCGAUUACUGCGCCAAUCACUGUCACUACCAUCGCACCUUCAGGAGGACAACCUGGCACCGUGAUUAUUGAAACGCCAGGACCUGAGUCUCAGUCCGAGGCCCAGCCUACAACCACAGACAGCCCGCCUGUUACCAUUCCUCAAGGUCAGGACGGAUACGUGACAGUCUAUCGGCCGUUUCCCGGUCCUGGUGUUAUCACAGCACCGGUCACCGUGACCACUAUUGCGCCGACUAAUGGUCAACCUGGAACUGUCAUCAUUGAGACACCUGUGCCCCAAGCCGCGCCGGAGACCACAUCAGCACCAGAUGUUACUUCUACUCAGGGAACUGAUGGUUAUAUCACGGUCUUUCGGCCAUACACUGGCACUCGUCUCAUUACAGCGGCUAUCACUGUCUCCACCAUUGCUCCAUCUAAUGGUCAACCAGGAACCAUCAUCGUCGAGACACCUGUGCCUCAGGAUCCAAUGACUACGACUAGUGAUGCUGCGCCUGUCACCAUUCCACCAGGACCCAGAAACUCGUACGUGACGGUCUAUAGACCUCAUAUAGGUACUGACGUCAUCACGGCACCUGUAACGGUUACUACUAUUGAAGGAGUUAACGGUCAGCCCGGGACCAUCAUUAUUGAGACACCGGGGCCUCAGGCGGCAACCUCGACAGAUGGGACUACCGAGACUGCACCUGUGACCACCCCACACGGCUCGGACAGCUCCUACAUCACUGUCUAUAGACCACAUACAGGAACUGAUGCCAUUACGGCACGUGUGACCGUAACUACUAUCCCGGGUGUCAAUGGACAGCCGGGAACAAUCAUUAUCGAGACUCCCGCGGCCCAGGAUACCAAUGCGCCUAGCACUGCCCCUGAAAGCCCUGGCAGUACCUACAUCACUGAAUACCGUCCAUAUCCUGGGCCAGGCAAUAUUGAUCAGCCCAUCACGGUGACAACUAUCGAACCCUCUAACGGAAACCCGGGAACUGUUAUCAUCGAGACACCUACUCCAGAUGUCAACACGAAGGUUGCCCCGCCUCCUGUUACGCUCGAUCCUGGCCCAAGUGACCAGUAUGUUACUGUCUACAGACCUUACACAGGUACUGGGGUAAUCACUGGACAUGUGACUGUUAGUAACAUUGCGCCUUCAGGUGGCCAGCCCGGAACAGUUAUCAUUGAGACCCCUGAACCAGAAACGCCUGGCCCUAACCCAACAGUGACUUUGCCCGCUGGCCCUAAUGAGUCUUACAUUACUGUGUUCCGACCGCAUACGGGCACCGAUGUGAUUACUAGUCCUAUCACAAUUACAACUAUCGCCCCCGCCAAUGGCCAGCCCGGCACUGUCAUCAUUGAAACUCCUGUUGAGUCUGAGCCUGCCUCUACCCCGGCUCCUGUUGAUUCAGCAACGAGUGCUCCUCAAGCUACUUAUGUUACGGUCUACCGCCCUCACACUGGCAUCGACAUAAUCACUGCGCCUGUUACUGUCACAACCAUUGAGACCUCAGGAGAUCAGCCGGGAACAGUCAUCAUUGAGACCCCUGAUCAAGAUUUACCUCCUGUGACAACCUCUACUGGACCUCUUGCCACCUAUGUGACGGUUUACCGACCCUACACUGGAGCAGACAGGAUCACAGAACCUGUCACUUUCACGACUAUCGAGCCGACGAACGGCCAACCCGGUACAGUUAUCAUUGAGACUCCAGGACAGCAAGUGGCCGCUGUGACGACCACCCCUGCCCCUGCUACUUACGUAACUAUCACUAGACUCUACACUGGAACAGACCAGAUCACAGAACCAAUCACGACCACUAUCCCUCCCCAAGGUGAUCAGCCUGGUACCGUGAUCGUUGAGACUCCAGGGCAGCAAGUGCCGCCGGUAACCUCAACGCCUGGCCCUGCUUCAUAUGUGACCAUCACCAGGCUUUACACAGGUACAGAUCAGAUCACAGAGGCUAUAACGAGCACUAUUCCCCCUCAAGGUGACCAGCCUGGAACAGUUAUCAUUGAGACGCCUGGCCAGCAAGUGGCCGCUGUGACUUCCACCUCUGCACCCCCUUCUUAUGUGACAACGACGGUUCCCUAUACUGGCACUGACCAGAUUAGCGUACCUAUUGUUACUACUGUCUCUCCCGAAGGCAACCAGCCGGGAACUGUCAUCGUUGAAACACAGGCUCCGUUUGUUACAGUCUAUCUUCCGCAUACAGGCACAGAUCAGAUCACCGGUCCAGUCACUGUCUCGACCAUUGCUCCCACAGGGGAUCAGCCUGGCACAAUUAUCGUUGAGACCCCUGGCGCGGCGCCUGCUGUCACAACUACACCACCUGCGCCAUCGUACGUCACUAUUACUACUUUGUACACUGGAACAGAGAUACUCAGCGAGGCCACUACCGUCACUACGAUCCCCCCUCAAGGAGAUCAACCUGGUACUGUCAUUGUUGAGACCCAGGGCCCUUUUGUGACAAUUUCGACACUUUAUACUGGAACAUAUGUGAUCACAGCGCCGACAGCCCUUACAACGAUUCCUCCCCAGGGAGGACAGCCUGGAACUGUGGUUAUUGGAACACCAGGAUCAUACAUCACAACGACUGUGUUGUAUACUGGCACCGGCUUGAUUACUGGGCCUACGGCUCUCACAACGGUCCCCCCUCAAGGCGACCAGCCCGGCACCGUCGUUAUUGCCACGCCCCCUUCGUAUGUCACGACAACUAUUCCUUACACUGGAGCCGAUCAGAUCACAGCGCCGAUCACGGCUACUACCAUCCCCCCCUCAGGGAACCAGCCUGGAACUGUCGUCAUCGAGACCCAGGCCCCAUUUGUCACGAUCUAUCGCCCUCACACUGGUAUCGACAGAAUCAUUGCGCCUGUUACGGUUUCGACCAUCGCCCCAUCUGGUGACCAGCCAGGUACGAUUGUGGUCGAAACCCCUGGCGCAGAACCUCCUGUCACUACAUCGCCUCCUCCUCCAACAUACACGACACUUUAUGAGGAGUACUCCGGCACUGAUGAUAUUACUGAGCCUUUCGUCAAGACAACUAUUGAGCCACAAGGUGACCAGCCCCGCACCAUUAUCUUUGAUACUCCUGCCCAGCGAGUUGUGUCCACCAGUGCUGCACAACCUUCCUAUAUUACGGUUUACAAACCUCAUUCUGGCUCAGACAGAAUCACCGCCCCUGUUACUGUCACUACCAUCCCCCCGCAGGGAGAUCAACCGGGCACUGUUAUCAUUGAAACACCAGGUUCGGAGCCUGCUAUCACGUCGACGGCUGCCCCUGAGCCAUCUUAUGUCACAGUGUAUCAGCCCCAUACUGGGCUCGACAGAAUUACUGAGCCUGUCACAAUCACAACCAUUCCUCCUCAGGGCGAUCAGCCAGGUACAGUGAUCAUUGAGACACCAGGUGCAGAACCCCCUGUAACUUCAGGACCUGCUCCUGAACCUUCAUAUGUGACGAUCUAUCAGCCACACACUGGAUCUGAUAGAAUUACUGAGCCAGUUACACUGACCACCAUCGCACCCUCUGGGGAUCAGCCUGGAACUGUUAUCAUUGCAACGCCUGGUACUGCGCCUCCAGUUACAUCAGCCCCUGCCCCCGAACCUUCAUAUGUGACAGUAUACAGACCUCACACUGGUGCUGAUCAGAUCACUGCGCCGGUCACAAUUACGACAAUUGAGCCUCAAGGGGACCAGCCAGGAACAGUGAUUAUCGAGACACCGGGCUCUGAGCCUCCUGUUACCUCGACACCUGCUCCUUUGUAUACCACCAUUUAUGAACCUUACACUGGUACCGGCGAGAUUACAGGCGAAGUUACCGUCACAACCAUUCCUCCUCAGGGCGACCAGCAGGGUACUGUCAUCAUUGAGACACCGGGUCCGCAAACCGCAAACAAGGGAGCAAACCCUCCUCUGACUAUUCCUGCUGGAGAUGAUAGCUACGUGACGGUGUUCAGGCCUUACACAGGAACCCCUAUGAUAACAGCGCCUGUCACGGUUACGACCAUCUCUCCGUCUGGCGGCAACCCAGGCACCGUUAUUAUUGAAACGCCCGCACCUGAAGCGGCAGCUACAUCUGCCGAGGAUGUUUACGUUACCGUAUACACCAUUUACACUGGCACGGGUCAGCUUACGGCGCCAACUACAGUCACAACCAUUGCUCCUGUCUCCGGAACUGGUACUAUCAUCGUUGAGACUCAGGCCGAGGCUACUACUCCUGCGCCUGUCACGAUCCCGCCCAGUGACAAUAGCCCCAAUAUAACUAUCGUGCGUCAGUAUCCUGGCCCAGGAGUCAUCACUGCUCCGGUGACCUCCUAUGAGCCACCAAGUACGCCUGGGCAGCCUGGAACGAUCAUCAUCGAGACUCCAGCCCCCAUUUCUGAGACUACAUCUGAGGCACCAGGCACCAAUGUUACUCUCUAUACCUUGGCCCCCCCAGGUGUCAAGAUUCCCAUCACCAGUUACGCACCCCCACAAACACGAGGCCAACCAGGAACUGUGUUCAUUCAGACGGUGGCCACUGAUACUGAAUCUAUCUCUGAGGAAGGUAGGAACGUGACUAUUUACACUGACGGUCCCGACUCUCUGACUGUACCGUACACUACCUACUACCCUCCUGGCUCCUCUGGAGAUCCCGGAACCGUUGUAGUUGAGACUCCUCCUCCAGUUCCUACUGGUCCUGCCUCAGUAUCGGCAGUGCCCACCACUGAUGAUCCAGCCAGUGGCAUCACAACACCUUCUUCCAGCAAUCCCGAUGCACUCACCUUGACUCCGAGAGAUAGCAACGAUGACUUUACCGUCAUUGAACCCAACACCAGGUUCGCUGGUGCUAGCGAGAAUGUCACACAGAUUAUCCCCGCAACUGAUGGAACCCCCGGAACACAGAUCAUCUACACACCUGUGGAUACAUCAGGAGAGUCAUCCGCUGGAGCACCGGAUACUGACAGUUAUGUUACUAUCAGUGCGACAGUCACUAUUCCUGGUGAUCCCUCAACACGUACCGGGUCCAAUUCCGACGCCGGAAGUGACGCAGGUACCACCGGCGCGGAAACCAACGUCAUCAUUAUCCCCCCCAGUGGUACUGAGCCAGGAACAGUUCUCUCGCAAACUAGUGUUUACUUGUAUCAGGCCUUGGCUGAACACGGAAAUGUGACGAUCACCAGGACAGCACCCAGUGGUGUUACCACAAGGUUCACUACUUACUCGCCUCCAGCUCAACCAGCUGAUCCAGGAACCAUCAUCAUUGAGAUUCCAGAAUACAAUGUCACAAUCACGAGGGCAGCUCCUACUGAUAUCACGACCACAAUCACAACUUAUUCGCCUCCUGCAACGCCUGGUGACCCAGGUACUGUCAUCAUAGAGACGCCCGAUUAUAAUGUCACUAUUACCCGUGAGGCGCCCGCAUCGAUCACAAGUCUACGCACAAGCUACGCCCCUCCAGGAACUCCUGGCGAUCCUGGCACCGUGAUUGUUGAAACUCCAAACAACGACUACAACGUGACCAUCACUCGCGGCGCCUCGAUUACAGCGCCCUUCACCACAUACUCUCCUCCUGGCGCCUCAGGAGAUCCAGGCACCAUCAUCGUCGAGACCCCAGAUUACAAUGUCACCAUUACCCGAGAGGCACCAGCUUCGAUUACUGACGUACGAACGACAUAUAAUCCUCCAGGUACCCCAGGCGAUCCGGGUACUGUCAUCGUCGAAACACCAAACAAUGCCUACAACGUCACCAUCACAAGGGCGGCUCCCGCUUCGAUCACAAGUAUAUAUACCACAUACUCGCCUCCAGGUGCUCCUGGUGAUCCAGGUACCGUUAUUGUUGAGACACCCGACUACAAUGUUACUGUUACUCGUGGUGCCUCGAUCACGGCCCCCUUCACAACGUACUCGCCCCCAGCUACACCUGGUGAUCCCGGUACUGUCAUUGUCGAGACACCCGAUUACAAUGUCACCAUAACACGAGAAGCACCGAGAACCGUCACAACCUUGCGUUCUUCAUAUGCCCCACCUGGCACUCCCGGUGACCCAGGCACCGUUAUCAUCGAGACACCUCUUGGUCCUUACAAUGUGACGACGACUCGCGGUGCUUCAACAAUCACAGCGCCAUUUACAACCUACUCGCCUCCUGAUGGGCCUGGCGAUCCCGGAACCAUUAUUGUUGAAACGCCUGACUAUAAUGUCACUGUCACCAGUGACGCUGAUUCUACGGACGCUGCGACAGAUGUUGUCACCAGGUAUAACCCCCCUGGCACUCCAGGUGACCCAGGUACCAUCGCCAUCAUCAUGCCGAACCAGAGAGUUGUGUCAACUUCUCAAGAUCCAUCCACUACCGAUUAUCCUGGACAAAACGUCACUGUCUACAGGCCUGGCCCACGAACUAUGACUGGUCCUGUCACCUCAUACAUUCCUCCCGCAAACCGUGGAGACAACGGUACAGUAAUCAUCGAGACCCCUAGUUCUGCCACUCCUUCAAAUGUGACAAUCACCCAGACUAUCAGCACCAUUACAGCGAUCUACACGACCUACUCGCCGGCCGGUGCUGAAGAUGAUCCGGGAACCAUCAUUGUCGGGAUGCCACCUGACAGCAAUAUCACAAUCACCACCGAGGUACCCAGCAGGACAGCGCCUUACACCACGUAUUCCCCCCCGGCGAAUAAGGGCGAUCCUGGCACCAUCAUCGUGGAGCUUCCUCCUGACAGGAAUGUCACGGUCACGACUGAAGUGGCUAGUCUCACUGCUCCGUAUACUACCUAUGCGGCCCCUGCCAACAAGGGCGACCCAGGAACCGUCAUCGUGGAAAUGCCACCUAACAGGAACGUCACGGUUACAACUGAAGUGCCCACUCGUACCGCUCCGUAUACAGCAUAUUCUGCUCCAGGAUCUCCAGGCGAUCCUGGCACCAUUAUCGUGGAAUUGCCUCCUGACCGCAACGUCACGAUCACUACCGAGAUCUCCAGUCUCACUGCUCCCUACACGACUUAUUCUCCGCCAGGAAGCAAAGGAGAUCCAGGCACAAUUAUCAUUGAAUUGCCUCCUGAUCGUAACGUGACUACCACGGAAGAGGUUCCUACGCUGACCGAGGCCUAUACUACUUAUUCACCACCGGGCAACCGCGGUGAUCCUGGCACUGUCAUUGUGCGACUCCCGCCUGACAGGAACGUGACUAGAACGACCGAGAUCGCUACACUGACUGCUCCUUAUACAGCCUAUUCUCCGCCUGCCAACAGAGGCGAUCCGGGUACUGUUAUCAUCGAAUUGCCUCCUGAUAGGAAUGUUACUACUACGGAAGAGGUCAGCACAAUUACACGGGUCAGAACAACAUAUGUGCCUCCUACCAAUCAAGGAGACCCCGGCACAGUCAUUAUCCAAGAGCCUCCGGACACCAACACUACUAUCGUUGAUGUCGUGCCCACGAUCACACGCCCGGCUACUCGGUUUGUGCCCGCUACCACGAAGGGUGAUCCAGGCACUGUCUAUAUCGACGUGCCACCGAACCACAACGUGACAAUGACCACGACUGUCAGCACAAUCACUCGGCCAAGCACAACAUUUGAACCACCCGCCACUGAAGGUGAUGCGGGCACCGUGCUUGUUCAGAUGCCCCCUGAGUACAAUGUCACCACAACGCAGACUAUUGAAACAAUCAGUAGGCCAGUCACUCGGUACUCUAGCCCUGCUGAGAUUGGCGACCCUGGCACCGUGUAUCUCGAUCUACCACCCGAAUAUAACGUCACCGUCACAACCACGAUCUACAGCAUCACGCGCCAAAGCACGACCUUUGCUCCUGGUGCUACACAAGGAGAUCCUGGCACUAUCAUCAUUGAAAUGCCCCGCGAGUACAAUGUGACUACAACACAGACUGUUGAGACAAUCAGCCGACCAGUCACUCGGUACUCGAAGGCUGGUACUGUCGGCGACCCCAACACUAUCUACGUUGACCUUCCGCCAGAGUAUAAUGUCACCGUAACCACAACAGUCCCCACAAUCACGAGGCAGUCAACGACAUUUGCUCCCGCUGCCACUCAAGGCGAUCCUGGCACCAUCAUUAUCGAAAUGCCGCCUGAGUAUAACGUCACGACGACUCAAACCGUUGAGACCAUCACCAGACCGGUCACUAGAUACUCGAAGCCUGACACUAUCGGCGAUCCCGGCACUAUCUUUGUUAACUUGCCGCCGGAAUACAACGUCACUAUCACCACGACUAUCGAGACCAUCACAAGGCCUUCAACCACGUUUGCUCCAGCUGGAACUCAGGGCGAUCCUGGCACUAUCAUUGUUAAGCUCCCCCCUGAUUCCAAUAUCACGGUCUCAUCAACAGUCCCUACCAUCAGCCGCCCUGCCACACGCUUUGCAAGCCCUGCGGCUGUGGGUGAUCCUGGGACCGUUUAUGUCGAUCUGCCACCGGAGUAUAACGUCACUACAACUGAGACUAUCAGCACUAUCAGUCGUGUCCGCACAACCUUUAAUCCAGCCGCAACCGAAGGCGACCCAGGCACUAUUCUAGUCGAGGUUCCAGCUGACUACAACACCACUACCACUGAGUUAAAUAGUGCGAUCAACAGGGUUAGGACGACCUACAUGCCUGCUGGUACGCAAGGCGACCCAAAUACCGUCCUUGUUGAGAUUCCCCCUGACUACACUAUCACAACAACUGAGACUGUCAGUUCAAUUACUCGUGUCCGGACUACUUACAUGACUGCCGCGACGCAGGGUGACCCUAACACGGUUCUUAUCGAAAUCCCUCCUGAUUAUAACGUUACAUCAACCGAGACUGUCAGUUCAAUCAAUAGGGUCAGAACAUCAUACUAUCCUGCCGGCACCCAAGGAGAUCCUAAUACGGUUCUCAUUCAGGUUCCUCCUGAUUACACUCUAACAACGACUGAAACCAACAGUGCAAUCACUCGGGUUAGGACCACAUAUAUGCCUGCUGCCACUCAGGGCGAUCCGAACACGGUUCUCAUUGAAGUCCCACCGGAUUCCAAUGUGACGACAACCCAGACCAACAGUGCAAUUAGUCGCAUCAGGACCAUCUAUAUGCCAGCCGGUACCCAGGGUGAUCCCAAUACCGUACUUGUUGAGGUCCCUGUCGACUAUAACGUCACCACCACUGAAACCAACAGUGCGAUCACGCGGGUUAGGACCACCUAUAACUCUGGUGCAACUCAAGGCGACCCUGGAACAAUUUUGGUUCAGGUCCCAGUUGACUAUAACUUAACAACCACUGAAACUGUCAGCACAAUCAGCCGGGCUAGAACAACUUACAACCCUGCCUCCGUUCAAGGUGAUCCUAAUACAGUUCUUGUGCAGGUGCCUGUCGACUAUAACGUCACCACUACUCAAACAGUCAGCACGAUCAGCCGGGUCAGGACAUCAUACUACCCAGCUGCCACUCAAGGCGACCCCAAUACGGUCCUGGUCCAGGUCCCAAUGGACUACAACGUGACAGUUACCCACACAAUCACCACUAUCAGUCGUGUUAGGACAACAUAUGGUCCUGCUGCCACACAAGGAGAUCCUGGAACUAUCUACGUGGACGUACCGCCGGAAUACAACGUCACUGUCACAUCAACUGUCAGUACAAUUUCGAGAGCUUAUACAACCUAUUCUGCGCCUAGUACACAAGGUGAUCCAGGAACCAUAUGGACGGUCCCCACGAUCACUCGUAUGUCUACAACAUAUGCUCCUCCAGCUACACAGGGUGAUCCCGGAACUUUCAUUGUGCAGGUUCCCCUUGAUCGUAAUGUUACUACUACUGAGACUGUUCCCACGAUAUCUCGACCUGCAACCCGAUAUGUGGCCCCGGCUACUCAGGGAGAUCCAGGCACCAUUGUUGUGCAAAUGCCCCCUUCAUACAACGUCACGUCAACGCAGACUGUUUCAACCAUAUCCCGACUUACAACUGCAUACUCAGCCCCCGCUACGCAAGGUGAACCCGGAACCGUCUGGGUCCGGGUACCUCCUGAAUAUAACGUCACGUCCACGACUACAGUCUCAACUAUUUCCCGACUCACAACCACAUACGCACCCCCGGCUACUCAGGGUGAUCCGGGAACUUUCAUCGUGAGAGUACCUCCAUCUUACAAUGUCACCACGACACAGACCAUCUCGACCAUUUCACGUGUUGCAACAGCCUACUCACCGCCGGCCACCCAAGGAGAUCCUGGUACUGUCAUUAUACAGAUGCCUCCCGCCUAUAACGUCACUACCACAACCACUGUCUCAACUAUUUCCCGGCUUACAACGACCUACGCACCGCCAGCUACUCAAGGCGACCCAGGUACCUUUAUUGUGCAGGUACCUCCCAAAUACACUGUCACGACGACACAAACAGCCAGCACUAUUACCCGACCUACUACUGUCUUUGCGCCUGCACAAACUCAAGGCGAUCCCGAUACUGUCAUCGUGCAAUACCCCCCUCCUUACAACGUCACGGUCACUACAGCUGGCCCGACAACGCUCACUGCUCGAUACACUACAUACUCACCACCUGGCCAACCUGGCGAUCCCGGUACCGUCAUCGUCGAGAUGCCACCGAGUCGCACAGUCACAAUCACUACAAACGGUGGCACUACAAUCUCUACCCCUGUUACCUCCACUUAUACUCCGGGUGAGCCUGGCGACCCUGCCACCGUGGUCAUCGCAACCCCAGCUCCCCGAUCUACUACAUCUACAACAUCUUCCAGGCCUCUCACCACCAGCAGCACUACAACUACUGCGCCGGCAGCCACCGUCUCCUUCCAUUGUGAUGUCUACGGUUACCUCAUGCAGAAGACGGCUCUCUACCGUGUCGAGAUCACAUCUGGCAAGACAACACUUAUCAAGAGUGAUGUCGGUCCUGGUGGUUGGAUCAACGCCAUCGGUUACAACCGUUUCGACAACUACAUCUAUGGUAUGCAUAUGGACGACACGGGCUCUCAAGUUAUCCGUAUCGGUGGUGACGGCGGUUGGACACUGCUUGGCACUCGUACCAAUGAUCGUCUCGUCCAGAUGGGUGAUGUCGAUAACCAAGGUCGCUUCUGGAUCUCGAACCAGGGCGAAGGCUGGUGGUGUAUCGAUCUCAUGCCUGGCUCGUCCACUUACGGCAAGAUUCUCAUGAGCGGCACCGCCAAGAACCCUCUCAACUCUGCCGAUUGGGCGUUCGUCCCUGGAGGAGGCGACUUCAUGUACUCUAUCAUGUACGACGACCAGGGCAAGACAUCCACGCUAUGCAAGUUCAGCCGUACGACAUACACAUGGACAACAAUCCAGGGCUUUGGUAUGAUUGCUGGUCAAAACGUAUGGGGAGCCGCAUAUGCCUCGCAAGACGGAAACCUUUACGGUUCAGAGAACACCAGUGGUCAGAUCUGGAAGUUCCCUAUCGCCCCUUCGGUUGGAACUCCAAAGUUCCUGGCAACAGGUCCAUCGUCGUCCUGGAACGAUGGUGCAAGAUGUAUCGACAGUCAGACUCUAUAA
Molecule: messenger RNA, 15858 nt
Organism: Fusarium subglutinans
Lineage: Eukaryota; Fungi; Ascomycota; Sordariomycetes; Hypocreales; Nectriaceae
Product: agglutinin 2
Exons: 2
Coding region: 1-15858 (5285 amino acids)
Biological process (GO): cell adhesion
Cellular component (GO): fungal-type cell wall
Source: RefSeq, a predicted model, not a curated record